AUGACCCAUGUGUUUGGAUGGGUGUGGGACGGCGCACACUGGAUCACCUGGCUUAAUUCGUUUAGCCCACAGACGCGACCGCUCACCGACUGCGUUCUUCACUUUCACAUCGUGAGUGCGAAAGUCGACUUUACGCAAUUGCACCACCGGGUUCAUAUCCUCGGGGGGAAAAUUUCGCUCGAGGAAAACCUCACCGAGCACGUCACAUACGUGAUCACCGAUAAAGACCCCACGCGCGAGGAGCGUGAGCCGUUUUCGCGGGGUCAGCUGUUGCUCCGGAAAGCUGCCGCCAAAUCAUUGGGAGUGACCGAGCAAGCGAAGGAACUACGAGUUAAGCUUUGGAACGUGACUUCUUUCCUCCGUUGGCUGGAGUGUCAAGUCGACUUCGUUGGCUCGACCAACCUCAGUGGAGCCGCCGCCUUCCAAUAUCCGGAACACAAGCGGAACUCCAGCAAAUUCAUAUCGCAGCUGAAUAUCAAGGUCGAGGACGGAAGACAGAGAUUCAAGCCGCAACAGAAGCCCCUCAAAGAACCUUAUUUGCAUUUAGACCCCGAGUAUCCGGCCAGUCCGUUCGACGAGCCAAGCUACCAGCAAAAAUUCGUCAAGCGGGAGCGGCUCCGGAAACUUGAAGAAAUCAACAACAAUAACAUUGACAAGUCGUUCAAGGACGCGAAAAAGAAAGAGGAAAACGGUGUUGGAAACAACAUUAAUAUUAACAAUAACAACAACAACAAUAGUAAGAAGUCCGUUCGUGCCAAUCAACCUAAGCAGCAGUUCUGCGAAUGUUGCAACGCCUACUUCUUGCAUUUAGACGAGCAUCUUCAGUCUGAACAGCAUCGAAAAUUUUUCGGAGCGAACGAGGAUCACUUCCGGUGCGUUAAGGAUCUCAUUGACAAACUUCAUCCCCAGUGGAUGGGCACAUUGCCGGUCUCGCAGGAUAUCGCUGGCAACGUUCCUUCUACGACGCUAACACAAGGUAAAUCCCUUGAGUAUCCGGCGUUCACGCUACCGCUGGAAUCGUCUCCAGCGCUCCCUGAUUAUCCACAAUUCCCGACGACUGGAAAUCAGUUCAAUCGGAAACCCGUUGGUCGAUCUGUGAUGCACCCCGCAAGCGCCGCGUACGCCCUAAAUAUGCGACAACAUAUGCUCAAUCAAGCUUACAGAAACGCCACUGCCUCGGCGCAGCAGCAAACCGGUAUCGGUCCCCCUCACGGGCUCUUGGGGAGACAGGCCGGUACGAACUCUGGACAUUACGAUCACCCCCCGCAUCAUGGAGUAUCAGGUGUCAACUUGAAAGGCGCCGAAGUUCAUGAGGGGAUCGCGGUCGGUGGUCAUCGAACAGGAGCUCCCGGAGGUCCGGGGGGAGUGGCCCCGUCCCACAAUAUGGCUUCCUCGUCGACGCCGUUCCAGAUACCCGACCUAUUGUCGACGUCAGAAACUCUGCUAGCCGCAGCUACCUCCGGAGUCCCGUUGGACUUCUCGCGGACGUCAUCGCAAACGUUUGCGGCUGCGAUGAUGCGCGAUUUCGGUCAUCUACCUCCCCCGCCGAUUUCUCAUCCUCAUCCCAUGCUCUCCCAUCAAGCGUAUAACCUUUCGCAGGCUGCCGCGUCUUCGCACGAGAAGAUGCUCGAUGACUGGCUACCCAAGCUACAAGACCAGUUGAGCCAUAGUCAACAACAACAGAACUCCACUCAUCAAGCCCUAGAUAUGUGGGGUGCCGCCCUUGGUCAGGACCAGAGCAGUCAGGCUGCCCAAGCCCAAGCCGCUCAGGCCGCACAAGCAACCGCAGAUCUCUUCGCUGCUCUAGCCGGCUCGGCCGAUCAAGCCGACCUCGCCUCGUUGGGUCUCCAGAACCUUCUGCAGACAAUGGUUUCGGUCGAGGAAGAGAACAGGAAACGAGCCCAACAAAUUUACAACCAGCAGCAUCAGAAUCAUCUCCUUCAGUCUCAGUCGCAAGGCCAGCACAAGAAACAGUCUGACAAGGCGCAGCAUCCACUGUCAACGUCAUUGGCCCAGCCUUCCGCCCCAGCCCAGAAUCAUCACACCCAAUCCCAAUUGAUCCCCUCCAAUCAACAGAUGCCAUCGACAAUAGCCCAAACUCGACAGGACGCACAGGAAACCUCGCUCUCUCCCGAGGAGGUCGUCGAGGAUAAAUUCACGCCUCGCGUUGAGCCCCAGCUCCAACCCUCCCCGAAUCAAGCGACCCCGAGCCCUCAGGGAGCGAACAAUCGUGUCGCCCGAACGCCCACGUACGACAGUCCCCUCCAAGCUCGCUCGCAAUACAACAGUCCCUUGCCAAAAGACGAAAUGGACUUCCAACAGCAACAGCCGCCGCCGCAGCAGCAGCAGAAGAAAACCCCUACCCAGCACCGAUUAGAAGCACCGGCUUUCAAUAAUCAAAAACCUUUGGAUCCCAUGAAACAAUUUAACUCUCCGCAGCAGCAGCAGCCACCACCCCCGCCCCCACCGCCCCAGCAGACCCUGCCCGAUCUGCAGAAGUACAUCGGAGCACCUCCCCAACCGGAGUACGUCCACGAAACUCCCCCUCAGCAGAAUUUUCCGGGCGAGAUCUCAGGUCGCCAGGCGGCCAUGAACAAAUACCCAGAGGUUGUGUCUCCGUUCGACGGCCAGCAGGGUCAGAAGACGCCGUUUUACGAGAAUCCGCACUCGGUUCCCACUCCGUUACAAAACCCUCCUUCAGUGCCAAUGAAUAAUCCGCCCUCGGUGCCCAUGAAUGAGGGUCAUACCCCGCAACACACCCCUCAUCAUCCCGCUCAUUCGAACACGCCGCAACAUAUGCAAAGUCCUGCGAAUCUUCACGGCCGUGCGAUGCAGCAGCCUGGGCCCCCACCCCCGCAGCAGCAGCAGCCGCCGCAACAACAGCACUGCAUGGAGAAGUACGAUUUCCAGGAGGAACUCAACGAGAAAUUGCCUCCGUGGCAAUCUGGCGAUUUGGUGGCCGCAGCCACCGCUGUAGAAAAACACUCGUGGGGGCAGAAUACUCCGCAGUUUGAAGCUAUAUCCAGCGACAAUGGCAAACAGGAAGCCCCUCUGGCGCAGUGUGGUGCUCCACAAGAAAAAGAGAUCUCCGCUGCAGCUGCAGCAGCAGCUCCCUACGAGAAAGAGCUUCCGUCCAAAUAUCUCAAGGGCCGCGGGUAUCAGCAACCUCCGAUCGGUUCGAAUCAAGAGUCCAACGACCAACUCAGUUCACAGGACUCGAACUCGAUGCAAAACUCCAUAGCAUCGAACACACCUCAACAUUCAGGAGCGGGAACAAGAUCGAGCUCCCAUCCAAAUGACUGAUCAUCUUUCUCUUCCAGCUUUCGGUAUCAGAACGAAACGAGUAAGGAUUCCUUGGACCUCGAUAAGAGAACCUUUCCAAGCCAGGCCGCGGGGUCCGCCGCGAACGAAAGCUCGACCCACAAUCGGUGGACGGCUCAGCGGAAAAGCGCUCGUGGCCGCUACGGUGGUAUAAAGUUGAAGUUCACGCCUGCUGGUCGGAAGAGCAUCGCAGCCGGCUACAAUACAUCCGGGAAUAACCACUCGAUGUUCAGCCCGAGUCAGAGCACCGUAUUUAUCAUUCCAGCCAAAGGCGACCCGUACGAUUGGAACGAGGACGAAGAAGUGUCCCUUUCUCCGAUGAAGCGGAAAGCCGCUGCGCAGAGCUCGCAUCUGUCAUUCUCGCAGUUUACACAGAAGCAACAGAAUGCAAUGCCCUCAGACAUGGGUGUGAUCGGCGGAUAUGGAUCUCUGCAGCAAGCAAGUGGCCAAAUCUACUCGCAGCAGUCUUACCAACAUCAACAGCAGCAGCAUCUCGCACUCCAUCAACAGAACCCCCAGAUGCCGCCAGCGUAUCCACAGCCGGGCCAUUCCCAAAACAUGGCCGGCUCUUCGAAUCCGGCCGGAGCUCUCGGUGCGGCGACGGAUGCGGAUGCGGCUGCGCAAAACAAGUGGAAGAUGAAGAUGGUAUCGGAGACGAAAAUCGUUCUCAAGAAAUUCAAUCCACCGAGCGGGGGCAAACCCUCGUCGUAUAAGCAUCAUCGGAAGCGUCAUCUCUAG
Molecule: messenger RNA, 4059 nt
Organism: Galendromus occidentalis (western predatory mite)
Lineage: Eukaryota; Metazoa; Arthropoda; Arachnida; Mesostigmata; Phytoseiidae
Exons: 5
Biological process (GO): positive regulation of nuclear cell cycle DNA replication; regulation of cell cycle phase transition
Cellular component (GO): Dbf4-dependent protein kinase complex
Molecular function (GO): zinc ion binding; protein serine/threonine kinase activator activity; nucleic acid binding
Source: RefSeq, a predicted model, not a curated record